Molecule: messenger RNA, 838 nt
Organism: Drosophila takahashii
Lineage: Eukaryota; Metazoa; Arthropoda; Insecta; Diptera; Drosophilidae
Source: RefSeq, a predicted model, not a curated record
GUUUAACAUCAUUUACUGCUGCUGUACUUUUAAAUUACCAGUUUGAGGUCCAUUAUGUUUCUCUCCCGAAAGGAAAUCGUAUCGCUAUUGCUCCUGCUAACGGCGAUCAUUAGUGUGCUGAACGCGUCGGUCUUUGCGAAUAUCCUGCCCCUCCACGUCAGUUAUGAGCAGCUGGCCCACCAGGUUGUCUGCGUGGGAACCGCCUACAUUUGCCUGAUUUACGCCUUCAGCACCUGGCUCUACCACUCGAAUUAUUCCAGGACCCGUUUCCACAUGCGAAUGGUGCUGGUGACCAUGAUUGUGUUUACGGUGUUGUUCAACUGCAUAACCACCUAUCUGUUCUAUAAGAAAGUGUCUUUUGCCAGGCUGGAGGAAUCGAUGAAUCUGUUUUUGCUAUUCAGCAAAUUUUCGGUCGCCUCAAAGUCGGUCAGCUUGGGCAUAUCGGUCGUCACCGUUUUGCUGCUUUUCCUGAUCAUGGUGGUGGUCAUUGUGACGAUGGUGCAGUCAAGGAGAAGACACAAUCGCGAGGAUAAACAUGGGAGUAUCGAGUCGCAGGAACUGAAAAAGUAGUCACCCAAGCGGGAGUGUGCAUUAAGUUUGGUUUUCAUGCAACGCCAAAUAUUUCAUGUCGCUGCAAUGUGGCGCCGCAGUUGCAAUAAUAUAAAUAUUAUACUCCCACGUCGUUUGGCACAGACAGACACGAACUGCCGCUCACCUCCUUUAUGUUUUCGCCCCUGACACACAGAUUCUGUCUGUGUGCUUUCUUCGCAGGUGAUAUAAAAAAUAUAUAAAAGGGCCUCUGUCUUUGCUUUCACAGGUCGCAGGAUGUAUGCGCUUA